AAUUACAUACUCCACUUAUUUAUCUUAAACAAUUUGGAGUUUAUCUUAAACAAUAGGAUCGAAAAGACUUUAAAGAGUAUCUUUUCAGUUAGCAAGUCUACCAUACAUAUUCAUCUUUUGCAAGAAAAAAAAAAGUGUACAUAUUCAUCAGUAACUUUACAGAGUAUUUCAUCGUUAAUUGGUCUUCUACAACCUCAAAUUCAAACAUCUGUCCAUUAUAAUGUUGGUCUCUGCAACAGUUAUGACGCAAGUGAUUAUGUAUGGAUCAUACACGAUGUGGUUGAUGAUGCCAUACUUAACCGAUGUAUGGGAUAUGAGCAUCAUACAGGCAGCUGCAGUUAUCAACAUAUUUGAUGGAGUAGUUGCCAUUCUUCCACUCGGGUUGAGAUUUAUUAUCGAUUCACUUGGUAAUCCCAUGAUGGCUGAUUAUUGGAUGCUUUUGUGGUCUGGGAUCUCUGGUAUUUUAGGUUUGUUGCUUGUAACGAUGUCCACACCACCGAUGCUUUCAAAGGCUACCGGAACAUGUAGCGAAUACGAACCCAAGUGUAUAGGUAAUACACAAGUAACACUUUUCUAUACUGGUUUAGUUCUAUUAGUCACAGCCAUGGCUACUUGCAUUACAUCACAAAGGUCAUACAUAUUUGAGCGAGGGAAAAGAAUGGGCCUCAAGAAACCGCGAGAUAUAUGGAAUGUAAGGCAAGCACUCGUGCAAAAGGGUGGCGAAGAAACACUCUUACGAGUACUACAAGAAGCGAAAUCAUCUACUGAUCCAAAGGUUUUGAAGAAUAGAGCAUAUCAUUGGCCUAGUGAGUUUUGGCUAUAUCGUUGCAAUGGGGUUUAUACUAUUGUUCUUAUAGUCUUAGUAUGUUGGGUAAUGCCUUGGUCCUUAAGGCUUGGAAUUCCUGUCCUAAUCUUGUUGUUGUCGACCUUGUUGUUUGUUGCCAAGCCAUGGUACCAUAUUACUGGAGUGGAAGAAGUGUCAUCAAUCGAACCUUUUGUGAUCUCAUUAAUGAUCAAAACUAUUGCAAAAUUUCUAAUAUGCAAGUUUCCUAUUUGGUCUACCUUUGUGGUCGGGGGCCUUGUGUCUUCCGUUGGGAACACUUAUUUCACGGAGCAAGCGGAACAAAUGGAUCCAAAGCUCGGACAUUGGGAAGUCCCCACUGCCUUUUUCAUGUUAUUCUAUAGACUUGUAAACUAUGUGACUACUAAAAUAUGUAAACGACUAAUCUCAUCCAACUGGAAAAAAUCUAGAUGGGUUAUUACCGUGUGUACACUAGGUGUCUCAGUCGUAUGUUGUAUGUCUGCUGCAUUGGUCGAGAAAAGAAGGUUAGAUGUGGUGAAGAGUCAUGGCUUGAUCGAUAAGUCUGAGGGGUCAGUUCCCCUGAGUAUGUUUCUUAUGCUACCACAAUUUUUCUUUUUGGGAGUUCUCGAUGGCACUUACAAUUGUUGUGUUUUCAAUUUCUUUCAAGAACAAACGCCGAGGUCUUUAAAGAAGUACUUGAACAGCUUCCUACAUUUUGUACUUGGAUUAGGGAUAUUUUGCAAUGUGCUCUCGGUAUAUAUAGUAGGAAAAGUUAGUGGCAGAGGAGGAAGGCAAACUUGGUUUCAGCCCAACCUUAACAAAAGUCGUCUCGACUACUAUUAUUGGAUGCUAACAUUGUUGAGUGCAAUAAAUUUUGCUAUCUAUUUAUUGGUAGCUUUAUAUUAUUCCAAAUUUAGAGAAUCUGAAUUGCCUGAACCUCUGCCUGACUCAGAAAUUGAGGAAGUUCAAGCAGCAGAGUUAAGGGGUUUGGAUUGGUUUGAUAUGGUGCCAUUACGUCAGUAAUCAUAUCAUUCAUGAGUGUGUUGUAAAACAUUUAUUGUUUACGGCAACAUGUUGUAAAACAUCAAAGAUGGUAUUUUCUUAAGGGUUAUGCUAUAUGCAACCCUUAGGGCUGCAUAUAAGACAUAAAUACAU
Molecule: messenger RNA, 1957 nt
Organism: Beta vulgaris subsp. vulgaris (sugar beet)
Lineage: Eukaryota; Viridiplantae; Streptophyta; Magnoliopsida; Caryophyllales; Amaranthaceae
Product: protein NRT1/ PTR FAMILY 5.5
Exons: 3
Coding region: 221-1825 (534 amino acids)
Biological process (GO): transmembrane transport
Cellular component (GO): membrane
Molecular function (GO): transmembrane transporter activity
Source: RefSeq, a predicted model, not a curated record